This is a messenger RNA of Giardia duodenalis, 2022 nucleotides long. RefSeq lists its product as uncharacterized. The coding region runs from base 1 to 2022 and encodes 673 amino acids. The transcript has a single exon. The record is from RefSeq and is a predicted model, not a curated record. Lineage: Eukaryota; Fornicata; Diplomonadida; Hexamitidae.
AUGUCAUUGCGCUUUAUCAAGGAGCUUGAAGCUGGUAAUUUUAAUGAGGUUGAAAAGAUUCUUGUUGACACCCCACAUGUUCUUUCGGCAUCCAAAAGCCUGAUGGCAUAUGGCAGAGCCAGGAAGAUGCUUUCAGACCCUGAAACAUAUCCUGGGGUGACCGAGUAUCUAACCACUCUCGGGCUGAAUCCAGCAUUUGCAGGAGAGUUCGUUGAGAAUGAUCAGUUCAUUUCCUUUUGCAGCUCUGCAUUAAAUCUAAGCGAGGCCAAUGCUGUCUAUAGCGUGCCUCCCAUCUUUAAGGUCAUGGAAGCAAUGGUAUCUUGUUCACCACAGCUUAAAAAGGUAGUCUCCCAACUUCUUCCUGCGCUAGGGUCAUUUGUGGCACAGGCGUCUAAGGACUACAUUAAAGCAGGAUACGCUUUUCUCAUCGCCCAGAUAUUAAAGCAUGGUGUCCAGUUCUCUACGGAAGUGCUACGAGAGUUGGCAGACAUGAUUCGGCAAGAGCUACGAGCAUGUGCAGACUAUUCUACUCAAAUUCUUUUGGUUGAGAUUCUUCUUCGAAUAAGGAAUCGCAUACCUGACGUUAGUGCUAUCGCCUUCUCGCCGGCUAUACAGAUGCACUUCAAUUCCUUGACAAAAAUGAACUUUCUACGCACCAUAAACACUCUCAUCUGUGCUAUGAAUGAUGAGUUUGGGACUAUAGGCUCUGGGGAUGUCUUUAAGGUGCGCUAUCUUCUCUAUUCUGGUGGCACAAUAAGCUAUGAUAAUACGAACCUGUCAAUUUCGUUAGGCGAAGGCAUAAUAUUUUGUGGGCGUAUGUCUCUCUGUACUAUGCUUCCGAACAUAGGGCUAAUACGUCUUCCUUAUGAUAUUCUCAGUAAGAUGCAACUCAGCUACCGCAAGUGUCUACUUAUAAUUGGAAUUAGCAUGUCCUCUCUCUCCAUCAAUUCCCCCUUUCAUGUUAAGCUUCGUGAAGCCCAGCAAAGUAAUCUGGACCAAAAUGUGACACUGCGGUUUUCGAUUCCUAAUCAGGACGAUGUUUAUGCAUUCAGAGACGAGGUUGGAUGCCUCAUUUCUAGCACACGUCUUCUCGCUGCAAGCGCUGCAUCUGCCAGCUCUUGUACUGCAACUGAGCAAUCCGUAGACGAGGUUGCUGGCGGACUUAGCUUUUGCUCUGUGGAAGCCAUGAGCCAGAUGUCUCAGUUAGCACUUUUAGAUGAAGAUAAUGUGCAGCGCGGUGCGCGACAGACUGACAGAAGAUCCUCGAUCUUUUUGCUGUUUGUCGAUCGAAGCCCCAAAAACCCAAAAGUUACUUGUCUGACGCCAAGAACUCCACGCAUGGAACUUCCUGAACGAUUUCAUCAUUCUAAAACCCCACAGAUUCAUGCAAACUCCCUCGACAGUGAAGAUCUGACGCAGAAGAAAACGAUCACGAACCUUAAUGACAUAAGCAUAAGUAGCAUAGAUCCGGAUGUCAAAACUCUCAAGAAUGACCAUGUCUACCCGCUUGAGAAAGACAACCAUUCGUUUACUAUCAAUACAGGGACUACACACAGUAAGCUCCAUGUACAUGACAUUCUUCCUCCUGAGCUGGCAACGGCUCUUCCUCCAAGUUUGUGCACACAGGACAGAACAGCGACCCCUCGAAAGGACCUAACCGCAAUCAAGGCUCGCCAUGCGACAGAGCUGGUGGAGUUUAAGAAGAAGCAUGCAUUGAAGUUCACUGUUCUCAGGCAGCAACUUCUUCAAGAUAAGGACGCGAUCUUGACCAUAGCCAACGAAUUCACUGCCGAGAUGCAAUUGGGAAUAGAGAUCUUUACGGAUACAGAGCAGGACAUCAAGGCUGCCAUGUCCAUGUAUCACGACGAGUCUUCAGCACUUCUCGAGAGACACAAGCGAGAGCUUCUCCUGGCAUCUGCAAUCGGACCUUGUAGCAACGGUCACCAAAGUAGCCGUGAAGCCAAGCGUGCCCAACUCCAGUUUCUCCGCCAACAGCGACUCUCUAAAGUUCCUCAUGAUUAG